AUGAGUUCGCCAGCGCAAGGAGGGCCGUCGGCCUCCAAGGAGAAGGAGGAGAAGGGGUUGAGGAAGAGGGUCUUGUCGAGGGUGAAGACAGUUUUGAAGAAGGCCACCGAUUCGUCUCGUCGCACGUCCGUCGCCGCCGCACAACCCGAGACGACAACCACUCCCGCCGUGGCUUCCACGAGUCAAACCGCGCCCGUGGCAGAAGUUCCCGCGGCCGUGGAAGCCACCAAGAUCCCGAGAUCUCAAAUCUUCGCGGAGCGGGCGAAGAAGCUCGGCGAACUCUACGGUCUGGAAUUGCCGCCUAGCGAGUGGCACAAGACCGAGGGCCACGCCCUCCGCGUCGAGAAGCCUAUCAGGAUGCGGGUGCACAGGAAGUGCCAUCUCUGCAGCACCUCGUUUGGCAGAGACCGGGAAUGCCCUAACUGUGCGCACCCGCGUUGCAAGCAGUGCCCGCGCAUCCCCCCGAAGCGCACCGAGGCCGAGAAGGAGGAGAGCCGCAAGAAGCGGGCGGCCAUCAUCAAGGAACGGGCCGAGAAGGCACCCAUUAUCCCUGACUGGAAUCCGACUCCGAAGAAGAUCAUCCUUAAGCGGCCGGCCAAGACAGGAGGCCAGGACCUUUACUACAGGAAGCCCCGACAACGUAUCCGGAGAACGUGUUGCGAGUGCCAGAAACUGUUCACCGGGACCAAGAUCUGCGAGGGUUGCCAGCACGCGCGUUGCACCGAUUGCCCUCGGGACCCCCCUAAGAAGGACAAGUACCCGUACGGCUAUCCUGGAGACGCUCCAAGCGCGAGGAUCGGGCAUUACCAAUGCGCUAGUUGCAAACAUGUCUUCUCUUCGCCGCCGACGGAGCAACAGGCCUGCGCCAAAUGCUCACACGGCCAGUGCGACAGGCUAACUCCGAGGAAGGUGGAGCCGGAACCCGAUCCUGAAGUCCUGAAGAGCUUACAGGCGAGACUGGAGAGCCUGAAGCUCAAGUGA
Molecule: messenger RNA, 981 nt
Organism: Chaetomium globosum CBS 148.51
Lineage: Eukaryota; Fungi; Ascomycota; Sordariomycetes; Sordariales; Chaetomiaceae
Exons: 3
Coding region: 1-981 (326 amino acids)
Source: RefSeq, a predicted model, not a curated record